Molecule: messenger RNA, 2067 nt
Organism: Acanthosepion pharaonis
Lineage: Eukaryota; Metazoa; Mollusca; Cephalopoda; Sepiida; Sepiidae
Source: the annotation of a GenBank genome assembly
AUGCGAUUUAUAUUCUUAUUUCAGAUUGGUAUUUUUUAUUUCCGCUUCCCGAUUUCUUUCUUGCCAUCAUUUUCCGUUCUUCAAUAUAUUUUUUCACAAUUUCUUUCUUUCUUCGUUUAUUUAUUUCAAUUUUCUUUUUGGUUUUCUUUGAUAUUGACUCUUUCUUUCUUUCUUUCUUUCUUUCUUUCUUUCUUUCUUUCUUUCUUUCUUUCUUUCUUUCUUUCUUUCCAUUCACUUCCUUUCUAUCUUUCUCUUUCUAAUCAUUUCUUUUUCUUUCUUUCUUACUAUCUUUCUUUCUUUCUUUUCUUUUCUUUUCUUUUCUAUCUUUCCUUUUCUAAUCAUUUUUCUUUCUUUCUUUCUUUCUUUCUUUCUUUCUUUCUUUCCAUUCACUUCCUCUCUAUCUUUCUCUUUCUAAUCAUUUCUUUUUCUUUCUUUCUUUCUUUCUUUCUUUCUUUCUUUCUUUCUUUCUUUCUUUUCCUUUCUAUCUUUCCUUUUCUAAUCAUUUUUCUUUCUUUCUUUCUUAUUUCUAUUCCUCAUUAUCUUUCUUUUUCUAAUCUUUUCUUUUUCCUUUCUUUCAAAACAUUUCUUUUUUUUUUUUAUUCUUUUCUUUUAUUUUUCUUUCCUUUUCUUUCUUCUUGCCUUUUCAUAUUCUUUCUUUCAUUUUUUCUUAAUAUUUCGUAUUUUUUCUUUCUUUUUGCCUUAUUACCUUCAUUUUUUCUUUCCUUUUUUCUUUCUUUCUGCGACCAUUUACUUUCAUUUUUCAAAUUUUUUGCGUUCUUUCAUCUUUCUUUUAUCUGUUUCUUCAAUAUCUAUCUAUCUAUCUAUCUAUCUAUCUAUGAUAAGAUAAGGAACAAAUAUGAAAAACAUGUUUCACUUUUAUUAAAGCUUCAUCAGAGAAUGAAAUAUGGAGAAAACGAUGUAAGAUAUUCUGGUAUUAUUACUUUUGUGUCAAUUGAUUUUCAUUGCUUUAUCAUGUAUUUCAAAUCUUUCCAAAUGUAUCUCUUUUUUAAAUUACUAUCUAUCUAUCUAUCUAUCUAUCUAUCUAUCUAUCUAUCUAUCUAUCUAUCUAUCUAUCUAUUACAAUCAUUUCAUAUCUAUCUAUCUAUCUAUCUAUCUAUCUAUCUAUCUCAGUUUCUUCAUAUCUAUAUGUUUACAUCUAUCUAUCUAUCUAUCUAUCUAUCAAAUUUUGUUCAGUAUCUAGCUAUCUCAGUUUCUUCAUAUCUAUCUAUCUAUCUAUCUAUCUAUCUAUCUAUCUAUCUAUAUGUUUGUUCAGUAUCUAUCUAUCUAUCUAGCUAUCUAUCUAUCUCAGUUUCUUCAUAUCUAUAUGCUUACGUCUAUCUAUCUAUCUAUCUAUCUAUCUAUCUAUCUAUCUAUCUGUUUGUUCAGUAUCUGUCUAUCUAUCUCAGUUUCUUCAUAUCUAUAUGUUUACAUCUAUCUAUCUAUCUAUCUAUCUAUCUAUCGAAGUUUGUUCAAUAUCUAUCUAUCUGUCUAUCUAUCAACGUUUGUUCAGUAUCUAUCUAUCUCAGUUUCUUCAUAUCUAUCUAUCUAUCUAUCUAUCUAUGUAUCGAAGUUUGUUCAGUAUCUAUCUAUCUAUCUAUCUAUCUAUCUAUCUAUCUAUCUCAGUUUCUUCAUAUCUAUAUUAUCUAUCUAUCUCAGUUUCUUCAUAUCUAUCUAUCUAUCUAUCUAUCUAUCUAUCUAUCUAUCUAUCUAAGUUUGUUUAGUAUCUAUCUAUCUAUCUAUCUAUCUAUCUAUCUAUCUAUCUAUCUAUGUCUUUUCAUCAUAUCAAAAUCAUCGUCACUAUUUAAUACUUCUCAUUCUUGUCGUCAUUUCAUUCUCAUCCCCAUUUCUUCUUUCCUUAACAAAAAAAUGGAAUCAAAAAAAUUCGCUAUUAUUUCACCAACACAACCAGUUCCCAUCUGUUUACCGGGAUUCCAUCUUUCUCACUUUCUCUUCGCGUCUUUUUCGUCUAAUAAUGCGACAUUUUACUACGUCGCCCGUCUUCCAAUUAGAACAUAUUUUUUUCUCUCUCUCUCUUGUAGGCUAAUGUGUCGUAAUGGAGUCAAAUAG